This is a messenger RNA of Colletotrichum tamarilloi, 1665 nucleotides long. RefSeq lists its product as uncharacterized. The record is from RefSeq and is a predicted model, not a curated record. The transcript is spliced from 4 exons. Bases 1 to 1665 code for a protein of 554 amino acids. Lineage: Eukaryota; Fungi; Ascomycota; Sordariomycetes; Glomerellales; Glomerellaceae.
AUGAGCACUUUUUGCAUCACACCACGAUGUGGUUUGUGCAGGUUUAGGCUUCACGAUGGAGAGCUUAUCAUCAUCGGUGAGCCUGGUUCAAUCUCUAGCCACUGCCUCUCUGACUUGACAAUAGUGAAGGCUGGCCAGAGUUCCGAGGAGAUGGUGUAUGAGCGGAUCAUGGUUGAUUUACAGAAGUCGAGAUAUAUCACUUGUGUUGGAGACUGCUCACACCUGGACGGGAAAACAACAGGCUGUCAUGUUGAAUGUGCCAAUCAGAUAACCCCUUGGCCUGUCACGGAAGCCAUUGAGGUAUUGGCAUUCGAGUACGAGCCUACGGCUCACGAGAAAGACGACCGAAGAAGUUGGCUUCACCACAAGCUGUCUGUCUUGUUAGACAAAGUCUUGGUGCGACUGCCCCGCGAGCUAUGUUCUUUAAUUGCUGGUCUGUGCCUUCGGAGUUACGCAGUGGAAUGCGCCAGAGCCCUUCGCGCUGUGCCCAGUGGAGAGUCCUCGAUCCAACUAUCAUCCAAGAUAUGGGGUCAUUUCACGGAUUUCGAAGGCAGCUCGUACUUGUCGUCGCUAAGCAACAACAACGAUGAUUGCCACACUCAGCUCAUGUACGUACCCAAAUCUAUGUCGACAGUCACGACUAUUUAUCUUGCGGAGGACUAUUUCGGUGUCAGGUUGAUAUCAUUUUGCGGUGGUUCCACUCCGACCGUAGAGAAUUGCCGAGAUCUUUGGUGGCGAGCCAUGGAUCUUGAGAGUUCGCCCACACUUGUGGCUCAGAAUAAGGGCCCAAAACUCCGCUGUUUCGUUCCAAAAGAUGCGACGUUGAAACAACAGCAACUGACAAAUGUGCUGUGGGCUAUUGCCCCACCUAAAAUGCCUCGUAUGGUUCAACUUGAGAGGUCGCCUGAAGCAACCAAAAUGUCUGCAGUGUUGUGCAACAACCCAAGCAUAGUUGCAUAUUCCGUCCACUGGGAUACGCGAAUCAUGUCGAUUCAUACACACACCCUGAAGGAAGAGCUUUCGACGUAUCAAAAUCGAGACAAUGGUAUUUGGCUCUAUUUUCCAUUGUACCGCAAUGAAAAAGUAGUCGAAGUCUGGAUUCGUGGUUCCGAAAGGCUAGAUUUAGCAUUGCUCUUCAGAACAAGCCACGGCCGAACUCUGGUCUUUGGUCCGCAUCUGAGUAUGCAGCCACGGACGCGGCUUGCUCUAAUAGAUGUGCUACCUCAGGACAGUCCAAGCCCAGAGACGGCGUCAAGCCAUUCCAUCAGCCUUCCACAGCCAACGUACAAGAUCCCGAUAUCAACUUUACAAACCCCUUGGUUCUACUCGACAGCUUCUUUGGAUGGCGUGGAGGAUAUACUACCGUGUGUGCGCAGUAUGGGUGGACGGACCAGGAUCAUCGGCCUACUUCUUCACUAUAUCGAUGGCCAUGAAGCAUGCCUGGGUCAGGUCCGUCUUGAUUGCUUAGGAGUACCAAUCAGACUUCUUGGGUGCGCUAGCGUUUGGUGUGGAAUAUCUGCUGAUAGGUAUGGUACGUACGUCGUCUCCUUCGAACUAUCACGGCCUGUCCACGAUCAAAACAUCUAUUUGAUCGAGAUGAAUUUUCGGGACUCAGUGGAUUGGUGGUACUCAUACCACUACUCCAAGAUUUACCCCAGGAAAUGA